Messenger RNA from Penaeus monodon (black tiger shrimp), 6055 nucleotides. Its product is annotated as metabotropic glutamate receptor-like. Gene Ontology annotation, biological process: G protein-coupled glutamate receptor signaling pathway; regulation of synaptic transmission, glutamatergic. Gene Ontology annotation, cellular component: membrane. Lineage: Eukaryota; Metazoa; Arthropoda; Malacostraca; Decapoda; Penaeidae. The record is from RefSeq and is a predicted model, not a curated record. Gene Ontology annotation, molecular function: group II metabotropic glutamate receptor activity.
AUGGUGACUAUGAACUACAGAGAGCUUUGUGAAAUUCCACGUGGUAAGCAUUGGGUGGAGACUGAGACAUCGAAAGUUUCACUACAAGGCCAGACGCGAGCUCAGGCCUUUGAAGUGCCCAAGGAGGCCACUCUACUCACACCACAGGGAUCGAGAGCCGAAGGAGUCCUGGCGGCCGCCCACCGCCUGAACCUGACGUCCCACUUCCACUGGAUCGCGUCGGACGGCUGGGGCAAACAGAGCCACCUGGUGGAGGGGCUGCAGGACGUGGCCGAGGGCGCCAUCACCGUCGAACUCACGAGCCAGCCGGUGAGAGGUUUCGAUGAAUACAUGGCGUCACUGACCCCGACCAACAACAAACGAAAUCCCUGGUUUAAGGAAUACUGGGAGACGUUCUUCGGGUGUAAACUAGGUCCACCUGGGAGCGACCUAAGUUGCCCUCGAAAUCGAAGAAUAACCAAGGAGGCGGGAUAUCAACAAGACCCCAAGGUCCAGUUCGUGAUGGACGCCGUCUACGCGUUCGCCUACGCCCUCUCGGAGCUCCAGCGCAGCUCCUGCCCGGCGGAGAGCCACGUGUGCGACUCCAUGAACAGCUACGACGGCGGCGCCUUCUACAGGGAGUACCUCCUCAACGUUUCCUUCAAAGGUGUGGUUGGGUCGCAGGUGAAGUUCGACGAGCGCGGGGACGGUCCCGCUCGCUACACCAUCUACAACUUCCGAAAGAUUCCCGGGACGACCAGUUACAACUAUAGCGUGGUCGGGACGUGGUAUAGGGAACUGAAUCUGAACCUGAGCGAGGUCUCGUGGUCUGGCAAUACUUACACCAUCCCGACUUCCGUCUGUUCGCAUCCUUGCCAAGUCGGCGAGAUCAAGAUUAUGCAACAGGGCGACACGUGCUGCUGGAUCUGCACGCCCUGCAAGGACUGGGAGAUGAUGGUGGGCGAGUUCACGUGCAAGGACUGCGGCCCUGGGCGCUGGCCCUACGAGGACAAGAUGGGCUGCUACGACCUGCCGCACAAGUACAUGUCCUGGACGUCGAUCUUCGCCAUCGUGCCCGUCGCCAUCUCGUGCCUGGGCAUCAUGCUCACGCUCACCGUCAUCCUCAUCUUCUGCCGGCACGACGACACCCCCAUCGUCAAGGCGUCGGGGAGGGAGCUCUCGUACAUGCUCCUCUGCGGGAUCCUCAUCUGCUACCUCAACACCUUCCUGCUGCUCGCCAUGCCCGGGAUGGUCGUCUGCGCCCUCCAGAGGUCCAGAUAACGACGCUAUGCAUAGCAAUAUCCUUAUCAGCCUCGGUGGCGCUGGUAUGCCUCUACUCGCCCAAGAUCUACAUCAUAGUCUUCCACCCCGAUAAGAACGUCCGGAAGCUCACUAUGAACAGCGCCACCUACAAGAAAGCUCCAACCGCCUCGAGCGCCGUCUCAGUCAACCACGUUGCAGAAAUGACUUCGAAACGCGUCGAUGGCAGCCAGCAGGUCGGAGGGAGUGAAGCUGCACACGGUGCCGGCGACGCCCUCGCGCACGGCCACGGAGGGGGGCAGUCAGGGGGCAACGGAGAACGAGGCUCUACUCUGAAGGAGACUCCGAUCGACUAGGACUAUCCAUCCCUGAAGAACCGUCGUUACCGUAGGCUACGAGGAGAUAACUAGGCGAUAGCCGAGGCUCUCCAGCGGCAGCGCAAGAGUUACGAGGGCGUCUGAACAUCAAGGAGCCAGGUCACGGAGGCGAGAUCAUCUUGUCGGUGCGUCGCGGUGCUCGGCGCUUCCCUUCGAAACCAGCGUGGCUUGAGCAAGAAAGAAAAACAAAAGUAAAAAAUAGAUAUAUUUAUGUAUCAUAGAAAAAAAGUUCAUCGUCUUCAGGAUUUUAUGACUCAUAAUUUACAUCCGGAAGUUUUUCGACGCAGUUAAGACAGACUUACUAGACCAUCUGGGCUGCUGUGAUAACGGAAAAGUCAUAUUUAAUCGCUGGCAAUAGUCGUGGACGUCAGUAACCAGGUGAAAAAGGAUAGAGGGUUACCUCAUAAAGACAAAAAAGACGAUGUACAUUUUUUCAUCUUUCCUUCGAGGGAUUUAACGACAAACUUGAUGUCAGCACCAACCUCGCUGUGAUUUUUUAUAGGUGGAGGUACCCUUGUAAAUUGCACAUCCACUCCCAAGUUACCUCGAAUCAUCUGAACAUAGUGAUUUGAAGCAUCGUGUGAUGAACUACAAAGCAAGUGUGGUUGUCCCAGUCAGUGUGUGGAGGUGAUCCCUCAUCGCUGCCGACGGACUCUUUCAAAGAGGUUGCUAACAAGAGCAAGACGCCUGUUCUGUCUAGGGUGACUUCACAAAGGAGAAGGAGCUGAAAUCUUAUAGUAUUCCUGUUUCUAUUUCCAAGGUGUUUUAGGGUAGUAUGCUCUUUCCCGAUGACUAUGAAACAACCAUAUCAGUAGCAUUACUUAAUUGUUAAGGUUAACAGAGCUGCCAAGCAUAUGUGUGUAUUUGUCCUGGUCAGCUCAUCGUGGAAAUGUUUUCCAAAAAAAUAGUGAUUAAUGCUGGUGAUUAUGUGAAUGCGUGUCUUAGGAAGAUAAUGACAUAGACGGAGAUUCGUUAAGGGUCUUUGUUGCUUGUAUUAAUUAUGUCAGGUCUGCGUCAAGGCGAUGAACUCACAGUCAGUGUCCAAGCACGACUGUGACCUCACCGUGACUGUGACUAGUUUAUUCUCGCUGGAGGAGAAUCUGGAGACGUGUGUUCUCGAAGUUUAAUUAGGACUGAGAUUCAUUACAUCUUACGACAAUCCAGGAGCAAUGAUGGCGUUGCCGUUUUAAAAGAAGUGAAGAUUCGUCUUGUCCAAUCGGAGUAAAGGUUAUGUAAAUAAAUAACGAAAGAAUCAGUAGAAAUCAUCAAACGUCCUCAAUCAUUAAUAUUCCAUCGAUACACUUGAAAACAUAUUGUACAUAGGAAAGAAAAUAGUAAAAAAAAAAUAUCUAACAGCACGUUCCAAACGCAACUCGAGCUAGAGACUGAAAUAAGCCUAGGUAGAACAAAAGACAGACAUAUCAAUAGAGAUGGUAAACUGAGGGGAACCACCUGGGAUUGGACAGGUGUGCUGGGUCGGGGCCGGAGCUCGCUGUCAAGGUGAUCCUAUUCUUUUAUCCCACAGUUCAAAAGUUAAAGGGAUAAAAGAUUCGGCAAGUAUUUAGAAUUAUUUGUAUAUACAUAUAUACAUGCAUAUAUAUAUAUAUACAUAUAUAUUUGUAUGUAUGUAUGUAUGCAUAUAUAUAUAUAUAUAUAUAUAUAUAUAUAUAUAUAUAUAUAUAUAUAUAUAUAUAUAUAUAUAUAUAUAUAUAUAUACAUGAUUUAUUUCCUUUGAAGUGCAUGUUUCUCUUACAUGUACUAUGGUGCUCUUUUCUAAGGUCUUCAGGCUAUAAUUUCAACAUAUUCUUGAGUAACAAGGGAUAUGAAUUAAGUUUUAAUCUUGAUCUCAGUCGCCUUUUACUAUGAUGAAUUGUAUUUGGCCGAACGUCUGUUUGACCAAUUACAGACGAGAUUUGUUUCUCUUUGUGUCUCCGUCGACUGAUUUCAACCAAUCAGGAGGCGUGUCUUAAGUCGCCAAUGGUCUGUGGUUUGGACCAAUCACCGUGCGCGUCUUCUGUUACUGAGCCCGCAGGAGACGCCGCAUGGUUGUUUGGGCUUAUCUGUUAUCUCGACCUGCCUGUUCACUGUGUUUUUAUUUCGACGUUACAGGAAUUUCAUUUUACCACGGCUGAUAAAUACUAUAUCGUUACACGAAUGGAUCUAACUGUGCGUGAUGUGUUCGAAAGCGUGCUUGAGGACGGGUUUCCCGACUUGUACUUGUCUUUGGUCUUUGUGUCGUAUAAGUGUAACAUAAUCAACUGUAAAUCUGCCAAAGAGUAUAAAGCUCAUAUCACUUAACUCUUCUACAACCUUUGCAGUGCCGUCUAACAACAAUAAAAAUACAAAAAGUUAUCAAAUUACAUGAUUAUUUCCUUGCCUUCUUACUAUCCGUUCUGACAUCAUGAAUGCAGACUUGUAUAAUACUAUCAUUAUCAUUAAGAAUUAACUGUUAACUAAUUACUUCAUUGCAAGCAACUGCCAGAACUUCUCGCACUUCUGGUAACAGCUGUUCACCAUUACAUGUUUCAGCCGAUGUCCUCGUUCUUCUCAAACAGCACUUUAAUGGUCAAGUCGUUAGCACUGAGAAUUUUCCUACUGUGUGCAUGACUGUCCGCAUGAACCGCAUGUGAAUGUGAAAAUGACAUACAAGUCUCUCUUCUCAAUGCGUGUACAUAAAGCAUCAUGUAUAUUUCAUAGGGAAUUAACUCACAAUUACUGUUAAAUGCACCUUGUACAUAUAUAUACUUAGGCAUUUGCACAAAAAUAAUACCUGAAGCUUGAUUGUUGAUCGUAAUGCAUGACAAAGGGUCUAAGAAAGUAGGCGGAAAUAAAUGGAUUUAUUGCGUUACGUGUUCACUUGCUCUCUUUUCUGUCUUCUUCUCAUGCGUAGAAUUAAAGGAAAACGUUUGCACUAUUCAUUGUCUGUGUUGUUGUGAAUAAUACCAAAUUUAUCGAUUUGUUUUGUAUCUUUUGUGUAUAUGAUUCCAUAAACGUUUUCUUUCUCUCUUGGUUUCCUUUCUUCGGCACUAUUUUCGUAUCAUAGGGUCUUGAAAAAAGAUAAUGACAUGUAGAUGAUAUUAGUGUUUGUGUACUUCGGCACCUGCAAUUUCUUUCUUUCGUAAUUCGCACACCGUUUCAUCUUCAGCGCACCCAUGUUUGUUUUGAAUGUCAACAUCACGCAAAAAUCCAUCAGUUUUUGAUCGUAUCGCUCUGUUCCUCAACUUCCGCAGUAAUAAUGUAGUUCUCACCUUUUACUCGCCUUUUACUCAAAAUUGACGCGGCCAGAGACGGUGUACUCAUUACAUCCGAAGAGAAUGUCUCGUUUUCAAUUAAUCAUCAAAAAUGUUCGGGUAGCUUUGGCCGUGGAGUAAAGGGACGAAGAGUCAUCUCUCUUUUUCGUGUUGGAACGAUUGGCGGGGAAAUCGUAAGUAGAGGCAUCGUCAGACUCAAAGUAUAAUCGAACAGAAUAAUAAAAUAUAAGAAAUCGAAUCCCGUUCGGUUCGGAGGAGGCGAUGAGCAGGGAAGGGGAGGCAGCGGGGGCGAGGAACUGAUGGCUCCAACCGGUGAAUAUUAUCGUCAGUAUUUAUUAUUUAUUUAUUUUUUUUAGAUUAUCUGACAUAGUUUUCUUCUUUUCUUUUUACCAUAGAACCCAUAUUUCUCGAAAAUAUAAUACAUCUUCACGUCCUCACCAACAAUCAACAUUUUCCAACGCCAGAUAACGAUAUACAGAAUACCUCCGCAUUGUGAUACGCCGUUCCCGCCAAUGCCAUAAUACGACAGCGGGGCAAACAGCACCAGAUGCCACGGCAGAAGUUCGCUGGAUCCCGCUGAUUAGCAUAAUACAUGUAUGUGGAGCGGGAAGAUGCCGAGCGAGUUUUGAUCUCUUCUUCAGGAUUUCGUAUAUCACUCUAAACCGAUUCGUGAUACCAGUACUUAUAAUAAAAUAUCAAUUAUUAUCGACGUUUAUUUCAUUCGAAGUAAGAUGAAACAAUCUGAUCCUAUGCUGUUGCAGGUGACGUGCCUCUAUAUUUUUCCUUUGAAAUUUAAGACCAUGGAACAAAGUACUUAAUCCUACAAAUGAUAAAAGAGAUACUACGCCCCUAUUAAGAUUAUUCACACACGUCUGAACAAACUUCUCUCUCAUGUGUGUUGUUCUUGUCAACUUACAAGUGUUGUAUGUGAUAUUUCUUUUUACAGAAAAAAAGAGAUUUUUACGUGGUACUCCGAAUGUAUUUUGUUUUCGCAUACUGAUACUUUUGUAAUAUGUUUAAUGUUUAUGAAAUUUUGCUUAUGUUACUGUAGAUGCAUUCAUGAGAAUGUAUAAUUAAGCCUAUAGAUUGUAAUUUUAGUUUUUUACGUCUUAUUGUGAAAAAAAAUGUCGGUAUAUCAGAGAAUAUGGUUUAUAAUUACAGAUUGAUUAAAUUAUUUGUGAUUUGAUA